AUUCCAGCAUGUUCACACGUUCAGAGUGACCACGGAAGUUGAUGAUGUGUAUUUAUUGGAGACAACUGUACUGACGCCGAGAACAAGUCAACCGUCGUCUAUUCGUUCAUUUAGUGUUUUGGAGUUUCAGCUUCAAGUCACAUAAAUGCGACAGGGUGCUAAGUUGACCUAACUAGCGUUAGCUAACGUAGGAGUUGUAAAAGUUUGGUAACUGCGCUGAAUUUCCUCCGCCGGCAGAUUUCGGUAGGUGUCCGGUGUCAUGUUGACCGUGUUUUACCUCCUGUCCGCCGCCAGUCGGUUCUGUUAGCUGGGGUGGAUAUACAUGGGGAACCGUAUCACUAGAGGAUGGAGGGUUUAACCGGGGAUCAUCAUGGCUGCUGUGAUGGUGUGUCGUUACACCAGCGGCCGUUUCCUCGGAGGGUGGUUCCCGCUGUUGUGUGUCCUCCUCGGCUCUCUGGUGGUCGUCCUGAUGCCCCUGGUGGGGGUGGAGGACCAAUGCUGCGCCGCCCUGAAGGGCUUCGCUCAGCUCCGCUGCCAGCUGUGGGGAAUCUCUCAGCAGCCUCCAGCUGUGCAGUCAACCAGCCUCACUGUCCCCUUUACUGCCCUUGAUGUGUUGCCUCUGAGGUCCAAGCCAAGCAAAGAGAUGAAGCUGGAGGCCAAGGCGGCGCUGCAGUUGGCUCUGGAGAUGAAGAAACUGGGGAAGAGGGAGAAGGCUCACAAACUGCUGGUGCAUGCACUCAGCAUGAAUCCAGACUUUGUGGAUGCCCUAACGGAGCUGGGGACUAUUCUGGAGGAGGAGAAGGAUGUCGUCCAGGCAGACCACCUCUACACCAAGGCCUUGGCCAUCUCUCCAUGUAAUGAGAAAGCUCUGGUGAGCCGGGACCGAACUCUUCCCCUGGUGGAAGAGAUUGACCAGCGCUACUUUGGCAUCAUUGACAGUAAAGUGCGCCGGCUUAUGUCCAUUCCUAAAGGCAACUCUGCACUCCGCCGGGUGAUGGAGGAAACCUACUACCACCACAUCUACCACACGGUGGCCAUUGAAGGCAACACGCUCACUCUGUCUGAGAUCCGUCACAUCCUCGAGACGCGUUACGCCGUCCCUGGGAAGAGCCUGCAGGAGCAGAACGAGGCCAUCGGUGUGGAUGCAGCCAUGAAGUACAUCAACACCACGCUGUUGUCCAGAACAGGAACCAUGACCAUCAGUGACAUGCUGGAGAUUCACCGGCGGGUGCUCGGCUACGUGGACCCUGUGGAGGGAGGGAGGCUGCGCACCAACCAGGUAUUUGUGGGCCACCACAUCCCCCCACACCCUCGGGACCUGCAGAGACAUAUGCAGGAGCUGGUUCAGUGGCUUAACUCUGAGGAUGCCCUGCAAAUGCAUCCUGUGGAGUACGCAGCUCUCGCCCACUACAAACUGGUGUAUGUGCACCCAUUUGUAGACGGCAACGGACGCACAUCACGGCUGCUCAUGAAUCUUGUGCUCAUGCAAGCGCGAUACCCACCGAUCACUAUACGCAAAGAACAAAGGGCAGAGUAUUAUGCAGCUCUAGACACGGCUAAUGAGGGCGAUGUACGGCCCUUCAUUCGCUUCAUAGCUAAAUGUACAGAGAUGACAUUGGACACAUUGUUGAUUUCUACAACGGAGCACGCUGUUGGGCUGCCGGGAGCCAGCGAGGACCACGCCUGUUCCGACUGCAAACAGACUAUCCCCAUUCACAACUGAGCUAGAGACAAGAGGAGAAUCUAAAAACAAUCAUGUGUUGAAUUGUCUUUUGGCCAUAUCCCACCUUAUCACCCAGUUGCAUCAGUUUGGGUUCCAGCUGACUUCAUUGAAACUGCUCCAUGAUGUUUAAUUGAAAUCUGAUUUUGCUGUUUUAGGUUUAGGUCAAUGAAAAUAAACUUUGUUUGUAACCAUAUACCCAUAAGAGUGGUAAUGAAUUUCAAAUCCCAUCAGAAUACAAUCUGCAGUUUGACUACUGGUGAUGUGAGGAGGAAAGAAGGCUUUCUUAUCAUGUUGUUUGACUAGAGAAGCUUCAGUGCGAAUGUUUAGUGUUUGUGUGAACAUUUAGUGAAUUAUCUUUGGGAUAAUGAUGGUAUCCUAACACUGUAAAGCACUUUCAUGUAUUUGGUUAUUUAUUUUGAAAUGAGUGUUAUAUUAACUUUUAGUUAGUCUUUGUUUAUAAAAUGUUUCAGAAUGAACAAAGA
Messenger RNA from Cottoperca gobio, 2205 nucleotides. It is a transcript of the gene ficd, whose product is annotated as FIC domain protein adenylyltransferase. The transcript is spliced from 2 exons. Gene Ontology annotation, molecular function: protein binding. Bases 371 to 1723 code for a protein of 450 amino acids. Lineage: Eukaryota; Metazoa; Chordata; Actinopteri; Perciformes; Bovichtidae. The record is from RefSeq and is a predicted model, not a curated record.